UCGAGAGGCCACUGAAUCAUUUCUCUUGCUGUAAAUACCUCACAUACUAUCUCCUUAACGGUUCGUCGUCAUUUUUCAAAUCACCGAUUGGUUCACCUCCUCCGUCAUACCGCCGCUUUUACUCCGGUGAUGCUCGGCGACGUACUUUGUGUACCCGCAAAGCAUUGGUUUCUCGGUUCUUCGUUAUCUACGGGCCACUACGGUUCGGUAGCGCAUCGCCGUCAUGCUUCUGAUAGCAGUUUUCCGAUCAAACUAGUAGUUCCAGCCACCGAUUGUGUCGACCGUCACUCUAUAGUUAAUGGGUUGAAUUUCUCUGAUUCCGGCGUAUCCGCUUCUAUAUGGCAUGCUAUUCUUCCUGCCGGAAAUGAUCGAGGAAGGCACAAUCCGAGCCCCGUCGGGGAAGGCUCAUGGAACGUCGCCUGGGAUGUCCGCCCCGCACGGUGGCUUCAUCGACCUCAUACGGCGUGGCUGCUUUUCGGCAUUUGCGCUUACCUCGCGGCACCACCAGUGGAGUUUACGGAAUCCGUUUCUGAGGCUGUGGUUGCGGAAGGCGACAACAUUAAUGGAAUUUGUACCACCGGUGUCCUAGAAAACUCCGUCAAUUACAGAGUCACAGGGGUUACAGCAGACGGAAGAUGCCUAUUUCGUGCAAUAGCUCAUAUGGUUUGCUUGAAAAACGGGGAAGAAGCUCCGGAUGAAAAUCGUCAAAAACUACUUGCUGAUGAAUUAAGAAUUCAAGUCGUUAAUGAGCUCAUCAAGAGACAAAAAGAGGUUGAAUGGUUUAUCGAGGAAGACUUCGAUACAUAUGUGAAGAGGAUCCAGAAACCAUUUGUAUGGGGUGGAGAGCCUGAAUUGUUGAUGGCUUCUCAUGUUCUUAAGACAAUAAUUUCGGUGUACAUGUUGGAGAGUGGGUCUAACAAGUUGUCAAAGAUUGCAACUUAUGGUGAAGAGUAUGAAAAUGGCGAACAUAGUUCGAUCAAGGUUUUGUUUCAUGGCUAUGGUCAUUAUGACAUAUUGGAAGACAUGUGACUUUUGCAAGAACUUUAAUUUAAGGUUCAUAUUCAUGUC
Molecule: messenger RNA, 1068 nt
Organism: Lactuca saligna
Lineage: Eukaryota; Viridiplantae; Streptophyta; Magnoliopsida; Asterales; Asteraceae
Source: the annotation of a GenBank genome assembly